Molecule: messenger RNA, 1887 nt
Organism: Anolis carolinensis (green anole)
Lineage: Eukaryota; Metazoa; Chordata; Lepidosauria; Squamata; Anolidae
Product: cytochrome P450 2K6
Exons: 9
Coding region: 86-1573 (495 amino acids)
Biological process (GO): xenobiotic metabolic process
Cellular component (GO): cytoplasm; intracellular membrane-bounded organelle
Molecular function (GO): iron ion binding; heme binding; oxidoreductase activity, acting on paired donors, with incorporation or reduction of molecular oxygen, reduced flavin or flavoprotein as one donor, and incorporation of one atom of oxygen
Source: RefSeq, a predicted model, not a curated record
GAAGUACACCCUAUUUCAGUUGUCCUUACUUAAAUUAUACUGAAACCUUCAUUUCAGGUGCUGCAGAAAACUGCUUCCUGGAGAAAUGGAUUGGAUACAUCCGAUUACAAUAUUUUUCCUAAUUAUUCUUAUAAUUAUGCUGGUUUUAAAAAUGAGCAAUUUCCGGAAUUACAGUACUCAAAAUCUUCCACCGGGUCCCAAGCCUUUACCAAUUGUUGGAAACCUCCACAUAAUAGAUCAGGAGAGGCCUCACAGAACAAUGCUAAAGUUGUCAAAGAUUUAUGGCCCCGUCUUCAGCAUCCAAAUGGGAUUCCAGAAAAUGGUAGUGUUGACUGGGUAUGAGAUGGUGAAAGAAGCUCUGGUGAACCAGGCUGACGCAUUUGCUGAGAGGCCCGUUAUCCCAUUGUUUGAAGAAUUUGCACAGGGUUUUGGUAUUAUUUUCUCUCAUGGUGAGAACUGGAAAGUGAUGCGGAGGUUCACCUUAUCCACACUUCGGGACUACGGAAUGGGCAAGAGAUCCAUAGAGGACAAAAUUGUUGAAGAGUGCAGCAUCCUGACAAAGAAACUGGAAUCUUAUAAAGGGAGACCAUCUGAGACAACUACAAUCAUGAAUGCAGCUGUUGCCAACAUUAUAGUAUCAAUAUUACUUGGCAGGCGAUACGAAUAUGAAGAUCUUACAUUUAGAAAAUUACUGAAGUUAAUCAAUGAAAAUGCUCGGCUUUUUGGAAGCCCCUCAGUCUUGUUCUAUAAUAUGUUUCCGGCACUUGGCUUCCUUUCUGGUGGUCGAAAAACUUGUCUUGAUAACAGAAAGGAGUUUUUUGCAUUCAUAAAUGCUACAUUCAUGAAACACCUCAAAGAGCUGGAUGAAAAUGACCAGCGGAGCUUUAUCGAUACCUUUCUUAUCCGACAGCAAGAGGAGAAGAGCAACAAUGGUAAUGGAUAUUUCCAUAAUGAAAAUCUAAGAAGUGUUGUGGGUAAUUUAUUUGCCGCUGGCAUGGAGACCACUUCCACCACCCUGCGCUGGGCCCUUUUGCUAAUGAUGAAGCACCCAGAAGUUCAGCGUAAGGUCCAAGAAGAAAUUGCUGUCACUAUUGGGUCUGCUCAGCCACGGGCUGAACACCGACAAAAAAUGCCAUAUACAGAUGCAGUAAUUCAUGAAGUUCAAAGAUAUGCUAAUAUUGUCCCAACCAGUGUGCCACGUGCAACCACUAUGGAUGUUACUCUUAAAGGCUACUUCAUCCCAAAGGGAACCCACAUCAUUCCAUUGCUGUCCUCUGUGCUCCACGAUGAUUCUCAAUGGAAGAAACCACUUAGAUUCUAUCCUGAGCAUUUCAUUGAUCCUGAGGGGAAGUUUAUUAAGAGAGAAGCCUUCAUGCCUUUCGCUGCAGGUCGGAGGCAGUGUGCAGGCGAGAACCUUGCCAAAAUGGAGCUUUUCCUGUUCUUUACAACUCUUAUGCAGAGAUUCACCUUCCAGCCAGCCCCUGGCACCUCUAGAGAAGACCUGGACCUUACCCCUGCAGUUGGGUUUACAACACCCCCAAUGCCCUUUGAAGUCUGCGCUCUGCCCCGUUGACAAGGCUGAAGCCUGCUAUGUGUCCAUCUCUACACUUCUUCUGCUGUCUUAUUCACCAAGAAAAUGUAUUGUACAAACUAUUCUGUGCAACUAGCCCAUGCUUGCUUACACACUUAAACUGUUCAAGAUAAUAUUGUGUUAUUUUGAAGUUUACUCUUUCUCAAGGGAAAACCCGAAUUAACAAAUAAAUGUAGCAAUGGUGGUGCUUGGGGUGUGGAGAGAUGGGUGUCUUGUUUUGUGGUGUCUGCUGAGAAGACAUUUAAUUUCAUUGUGUAAUAGUAAAAUGACAAUAAAGCUAUUUUAUCCUAAUCGAA